Messenger RNA from Scophthalmus maximus (turbot), 2545 nucleotides. RefSeq names its product trans-golgi network protein 2 (gene tgoln2). Bases 149 to 1186 code for a protein of 345 amino acids. Lineage: Eukaryota; Metazoa; Chordata; Actinopteri; Pleuronectiformes; Scophthalmidae. The record is from RefSeq and is a predicted model, not a curated record. The transcript is spliced from 4 exons.
GGGCUGGUUUGAACACGGAAGCAGGAACAAGACGCGUCAAGGCGUCCGACCUGUCGACUUGCGUUUGUCAGAGAGGAUUGUGUCGUGAGCUCACAAGGGAGAAACGAACCGAAACGAAUUUGACUGUUCGCGAUUUCCACCGGACAGAAUGACGACGCAUCUGCUCACAGUGUGCCUGUGUUGCUGCUUGGUCACAGCGGCUCUGUCUAAAGUUGACCCACAGGACCCAAACCAACCAGAUCAGUCAAAAACCAAUGACAAUCCACCAAAUAGUAUUAGUUCGGUUGAGAAGACUGGGGCUGGUAGUAAUGGAGUGGGAGAUCAACAUCAGACAAAUGGCAUUGCAAACAAACCAAAGACAAUCAAUGACAAGAAAAAGCCCGAAGAAGGAACCACUGAGAAGAAAACAGAUGAAGGAACCACUGAGAAGAAAACAGAAGGAGCCACUGAGAAGAAAACAGAUGAAGGAACCACUGAGAAGAAAAUAGGAGCCACUGAGAAGAAAACAGAAGAUGGAACCACUCAGACAAAAACAGAAGGUGAGACUCAGAACAAACCAGUAGAAGGAGACACUCAGAAAAAAACAGAAGAAGGCACCCCUGGGAAAAAAACAGAAGAAGGUGAGACUCAGAACAAACUAGUAGAAGGAGACACUCAGAAAAAAACAGAAGAAGGUGAGACUCAGAACAAACCAGUAGAAGGAGACACUCAGAAAAAAACAGAAGAAGGUGAGACUCAGAACAAACCAGUAGAAGGAGACACUCAGAAAAAAACAGAAGAAGGUGAGACUCAGAACAAACCAGUAGAAGGAGAUACUCAGAAAAAAACAGAAGAAGGUGAGACUCAGAACAAACCAGUAGAAGGAGACACUCAGAAAAAAACAGAAGAAGGCACCCCUGGGAAAAAAACUGAAGAAGAGACCAAGAAGAAAAGUCCAAACGGAGAGGAAGGCAGAAAUGUUGACUCAGGAGAGAAUAGCCAGUCUAACUCACCUGGAAUGGAGAACGAGGCAGAGAGCAGUCAUUUCUUUGCCUACCUUGUCUCCACAGCUGCACUGGUGGCAGUGCUUUACAUCGCUUACCACAACAAGCGCAAGAUCAUUGCCUUUGUUUUGGAGGGAAAGAGAGCUAGAUCCGCACGUCGACCUACAACCACAGAAUACCAGAAGCUGGAACAACAGAUGUGAACUCAAGUCAUUCUUAUGAAGAUAUUUGCCUGGAGCCGCUGAAUGCACUGUGGGUUUCGUGAGAAGAGGGCGGGUGGAUAUUGGCGUUAGAUAUUUUCUUGCUGUACUUGAUUUCACGUUGCUUUAAAUGGACAUUGCUCUAUUUUGUACCUUUCAGAUGCUUAUUGCAUGACUAUGCAGAUUACAUUGUUGCCUUAUUGAGGGACAAGAGAAGGGAAAUGCAGUGAAGGUAAAAAGAAAAAGGAAAAAAAAGAAAAGCAUGCUGUUUUUGCACUUGCGGCGCUAUUCCACUUUUUAGGCAAUUGUGUAGUUUGACCCGACUCAGGAUAUUUCAGUAGCAGAUAAAAGAAAAUUUGCUGUUUGGAUUCCAGCCUUGUUUGUACAGUACAUGCAGUCAUUGCACUGUGUACUUAAAUAAGCCAUUCGAAUCUUUGUAAAAAAUAUUGUUUGUGUACGAUUUCUGUGUGGAUGUUUUAAAUGUCUAGUAGAUAAAAUGUAUUGAGAUUGAGUUUAGAUGUACAAAAGUUUAUGAAUGGGAUUUCUGCUCACAACCCUAUAGUAGUGCGCCAGAUGAAUGUAAUAGCAACCUUUAUUUAAACAAAUAUGAUGCUUGCACAGUGCUUCUUGAAGGCUGAUACUAAUAACAUGCCGACAGAUAAACAGAUGAAGUCUCUGCGUUAAAUUAUAUUCUAUCAUUUAAAAAAAAAAUUUUUUAAUAAAUCCUCAUUUGUUUUUUUGCUGAGUCAGAUGAAGAGAUCUGACCUCUCACAGGUUCCUGGUAGAUGCAGCACUAACUAGCUGCCGAUUAGCUUUGCUGAGCAUAAAGAAUGACUACAGUUUCCGAAAGUAACAAAAUCUGCCCUCUUAACCAAAGCGUUAAGUGUUGUGUAGCUGUGUUUUACGCAGGGCUACGUGUAAGACCAUUUCAGGGGCAGGGGGGUUAAUGCUAAGCUAAGCUAGCCCUCUGCUGGCUGUAGCUUCAUCUUUAGCAUACAGACGUGUGGUCACAAUCUUCUUAUCUCACUCUCCACAGGAUAAUGAACAAACAUAUUUCCACAAAUGUUGAGCCAGUCCAUUUAAAUACAGCGUUAAGUAACUUGACUAAAGUUUUAACUGCCGAAGACUUUAAAUCAAAAAUGUGUUUUAUUUGAGGAAACUGGCCAACAGCAGCACUGUUUUGACCAUUGUGCACUUGUCUCUGGGGAUAUAGGUUGACCACUUACAUUAUAUUUAAGCUUUCGUCUUGAGUAGAUGUGCGUGUUGUUUCAAGCUGAUUUGUGCCAAUUUAUGGAUGAUUUAAUGUGAAUCAGUGUGUGACUUGUAUUGUGCCUGUUUCAUAAAAGAAUUCUGUAUUUUCUA